GAUAUAGUUAAAAAGAUAAAUCUGGUAAUAAAUAUCAGAUCAUGAGAAUAAUAUUCACUAAUGAAAAUGAUGAAGUUUUUCGUACUGUUUUUCAUAUUAUUCAACGUAAUUAAUAUUUCAUUUACUGAAGAUGAUAACAAAAGUGUGUUGUACAAUUUUUACACCGCAAAUAAAAAAAACGAACCCGUGGCUAUUACUGUCGAUACUGUAGAAAAUUUGGAAGAAGCUGGAUUUGACGUGGCACAAAAAACUGUAUUUCUCGUUUACAGUUUCGAAGAACCGUCUGUAAUGGAUUCAAAAUGCCAUUUAAAAGACGAAAUUUUGAGUCAAAACUCGGUAAAUUUGUUUAUGGUCGAUUGGAGUACAGUCACUACGCAAAAUUAUCUAGUCGCCCAAGGAGAUGUUGUCGCGAUUGGUCAAUACCUAGCCGAUUUCAUAAACAUUUUAGAAACAAAAUUCACGUUAAAAACAAACGACGUCACGAUAAUCGGUUGGGAUUUGGGCGCCCACGUCGCCGGAAUCGCCGGCAAACAAUUAACCAACAAAUUAUCCACCAUCAUAGGUCUUGAUCCGUCGGGUCCGUUAUUCACUGAAAACAACAAACUUAAUCGACUUGACGUAGACGACGCCACGUUCGUACAAGUAAUUCACACGAAUACGAUAAUAAACGGUAUAGAAAUAGCGUGCGGAACGGCGGAUUAUUAUCCGAACGGGGGAACGAUUCAGAACAGUUGCGGAAAUGACGUCACCGGCGUAUGUUCGCACGAAAGAGCUUUGACGUUUUUCGUCGAAUCGAUCACUAGUGACAGAUUCGUUUCUUGCGCCAAUUAUGACAGUUAUAAGAAUGGCGAAUGUGACGAUUCGGACAAAUCCGUCAUGGGACGAUUGAAUGUAGAUACGAGCGCUAAAGGAAAAUAUUAUCUCGAUACUAACGACGUUGCACCCUACGCUAAGGGAUAAUUUACAUAAAUUUGUAAAAAAUUAAAUAAAUAUGUAUAUUGAAA
Molecule: messenger RNA, 1004 nt
Organism: Diorhabda carinulata
Lineage: Eukaryota; Metazoa; Arthropoda; Insecta; Coleoptera; Chrysomelidae
Product: endothelial lipase-like
Exons: 5
Coding region: 61-960 (299 amino acids)
Biological process (GO): lipid metabolic process
Molecular function (GO): lipase activity
Source: RefSeq, a predicted model, not a curated record